Messenger RNA from Ananas comosus (pineapple), 1425 nucleotides. RefSeq names its product CCAAT/enhancer-binding protein zeta-like. Lineage: Eukaryota; Viridiplantae; Streptophyta; Magnoliopsida; Poales; Bromeliaceae. The record is from RefSeq and is a predicted model, not a curated record. The annotation marks the transcript as partial. Gene Ontology annotation, cellular component: nucleus. The transcript has 5 exons.
GAGAUUUAUAUGUUCACCUUGGGACUAAAUUUCUAUUACAUUUCAAUAGCAGCUAGUCAGUUAGUGACUUUUAUCAUGUAUGAGAAACUUGCUAUUAUGGAGCUCAACAAUAAAAUUCUUGUAGGUCUUUCUUCAUCAAAUUGCCACAAGUUAAUUAAGAAUAUUUUUGUUGGUAUAUUACUUAAGCAUUCCCUAAUCAAAUCUGUAUCUGAACAGGUUGCACUUCAGCGGCCGCCUCAGUAUGCUUGUGGAUGCCUGUUCAUACUCUCUGAAGUUCUAAAAGCAAAGCCACCUCUAUGGACAAUGCUGCUCCAGAAUGAGUCUGUUGAUGAUGAUCUUGAGCACUUUGAGGACAUCAUAGAAAGCCCUGAGGACUUGGCUGUUGCCCCGUCUGGCAACUCAAUAAAUUCAGAUGAACUUCCUACUUCACUUGGUGGCAAAAAAUUGGCGGACUUGGUUCAUGACGAGGAGGAUCAUGAUUUAGAGGUUGAGGUUGGUUGUGAAAAUGUAAGCGAAGGUAACAGAGAAGAAAAUCACACAACCAAUGAGGGGUCAACACUACCUGUUGGGUAUAAUCCGCGGCAUAGGGAACCUUCUUUCUGCAAUGCCGACCGUGCAAGCUGCUGGGAGCUGACUGCAUUGGCUUCGCACGUGCACCCAUCUGUGGCAACUAUGGCCCGGACACUUCUCUCCGGGGCCAAUAUUGUUUACAACGGAGAUCCUCUCAAUGACCUAUCACUCACUGCUUUUCUUGACAAGUUCAUGGAGAAGAAGCCGAAGGUAAACAGGAAAGCUGAGGGCAUAUGGCACGGUGGUUCCCAAAUUGCGCCGGCACGAAAGCUUGACCUGAGCCACCAUCUCAUCGGGGAUGAGAUACUGCAGCUCGCGGAGGAUGAAGUGCCGCCGGAAGACGUCGUCUUCCACCGAUUCUACAUGAACAAGACCGGCUCCUCCAAGAGGCUGAAAGCCAAGAAGCAGAAGGCGUCGCUCGAUGACGAGGACGCCGACCUGUUAUUGGACGGGGAUGAUGAGAGUGACGAAGAAAUUGACCGCAUGCUGGGAUCUGGGCGCAGUACGGUGGAAGAGCCCAAGGGAGAGUACGAUUACGACGAUCUUGACCAUAUCGCCGAGGAGGAUGAUGACGACCUGCUCGGAGACGGUAGUGAUGCGGAGGCGGGCCCGGCCCCCAAUCAAGAUCGUGAUAAAAAUGACGACGAUGACGACGAAGAUGAUAUUGAUGACGAUGAUGGUGGUCUUGCUUUGUGGGAUGAUGUUGACGAGGAGCACAAUAAUGGCGGCGGCGGCAGUGACGACGAUGAUGAAUAUGGUGAUGCUGACGGAUCUAAUAAAAAGAAAAAGACCGAGGGAAAGAAGCAGAAACUUGGGGGGCGUAGUCGCGCAUCGCCUUUUGCUAGUCUGGAAGAU